Molecule: messenger RNA, 990 nt
Organism: Vigna unguiculata (cowpea)
Lineage: Eukaryota; Viridiplantae; Streptophyta; Magnoliopsida; Fabales; Fabaceae
Gene: NUDX25
Product: nudix hydrolase homolog 25
Biological process (GO): ribose phosphate metabolic process; nucleoside phosphate metabolic process
Cellular component (GO): chloroplast
Molecular function (GO): guanosine-3',5'-bis(diphosphate) 3'-diphosphatase activity; bis(5'-adenosyl)-pentaphosphatase activity
Source: RefSeq, a predicted model, not a curated record
AAUAAUAAAAUGGGGGAUUUGGUGAGAAUCGCAAAACUCCACUUUCCCCUUCUCUCAUACCACUCUCUCACUUCUUAUCAUUAUUCUUUUCAUUCCCAUUUUCUCAACGCACACCACCACCACCCUCACUUCUCUCUCUCCUCACUCUCUCUCUCUCACACUCCCAAACAAAAGUAAAUAAAAUACAAAAGGUUAGUUACUCUUCUCUUCCUUCCAACACCAAGCCAUGGAGGGUCUUCCACAAGGUUACCGUCCCAACGUUGGUGUCUGUCUCAUCAACUCCGAUGACCAGAUUUUUGUAGCUUCUAGGUUGAAUGUCCCAGGAGCAUGGCAAAUGCCCCAGGGGGGAAUUGAAGAAGGUGAGGAGCCCAAAUCUGCUGCCAUUAGGGAACUUCGAGAAGAAACUGGCAUAGUAUCUGCUGAGAUCAUUGCUGAGGUUCAGAAAUGGUUGACAUAUGACUUCCCUCCUGCUGUGAAGGCUAAAGUCAAUCGCCUUUGGGGAGGUGAAUGGCAUGGACAGGCACAAAAGUGGUUUCUUAUGAGAUUAACAAAAGAUGACAGUGAGGUCAACUUGUCCAAUGGUGAAGCAGAACCUGAAUUUGCAGAGUGGAAAUGGGCAGACCCUGAAGAAGUUAUUGAGCAGGCUGUCGACUACAAGAGACCAACCUACGAAGAGGUUAUAAGAACCUUCAAGCCUUACUUUCAAGGGAGUGCAAUAUCUGGCAAAUGUAAAUCAACAAAGUGGUGAAUGUUAUGAGUGUGCAUUUUAGUUCAAUCCAUUUUCUUGUCUAAUUUCACUGAGUUUCGAUAGCACUCAGCUAUUUGUAAAGGGGGACGAUAGUUAGAACUGUCUAUUAGGUACUUACCUUCUUGUAAUAAUAAGCUAUGUGCAAAUGCCUAAUUUCUAUUUUAAACCUUACUGCAAGGAGGAUUGUGAAUGUGUAUAGAAGAAUUGUUCAAUGAAGUAGGAAGUAUCGUGCGGCAGAAGUA